AUGUCUAGAACAAACACUACGAUCCUCCCUCCUGCUCUGAAGAAAGGGGUCACGAUUGCAUUAAUCUCCCCUUCUCUGCGCUUUAAUAAUGACUUCCCCAAGGCAAUUGCCCGGGGACGAGUCUGCCUGGAAUCUCUCGGCUUCAAAGUGAAGAUCAUCUUCACAAGUCUGCCACAGGACGCUACGAUUUCCGAUAUGAUUCAAGUCCGAUGCGAGGAACUCCAUGCUGCUUUCGCUGGCCGCGGUAUAGCGGCCGUUAUUUGCAUGAGUGGAGGGUCCCAUGCAAACGAGCUGCUGCCCUUGCUCGACUACAGCCUAAUCCAGGCGCAUCCCAAGAUUUUCAUCGGCUACAGUGACAUUACGUUCUUGCACUUUCUACGGCCCAACGGUGCUGUCACACCUAUCAGACUAUCCGACACCCUUGUCAUUAACAGUCGAGCACCUCACAUCUGCACUGUUGAACACAACGACUUCUUCUUUGGCAAUGAUACAUCCAAGAAGCCACGCGUUUUGGUCAAGGCACCGUCCUGGCGAUGGUUGCGCCAAGGUCGCGCCACUGGCUAUCUCUUCCGAGGCACUGUAGAAUGCAUGGUGCGGCUGCUAGGAUCUCCGUAUAUCCCACCGACAUGGAGAAGCAGCAUCCUAUUUCUCGAGGCGGCCAUGGGCGAUGACUUCCGUUCGCCGUACACUGUGGACAAAUUCCGCGUGAGUCUAGCGGAUCUUACCCUCAUGGAGGUGCUGCGAGAUAUCAGCGGAUUGGCCAUUGGCGGAGGAUACAAGUACGACCAACAGAUGCAGGAUGACCUUGCGUGGUGA
Molecule: messenger RNA, 816 nt
Organism: Aspergillus clavatus NRRL 1
Lineage: Eukaryota; Fungi; Ascomycota; Eurotiomycetes; Eurotiales; Aspergillaceae
Product: putative LD-carboxypeptidase
Exons: 2
Coding region: 1-816 (271 amino acids)
Source: RefSeq, a predicted model, not a curated record